CUCCCUGGUGCCUUUUCUGUAUCCAUUCACUAUUUGAUGUCGCUGUAAUUACACUAGUCCUUGUCCCUUACGCGUGAGCCGAACAGUUCGCUGACGAAAGACGAAGCAAUUUUGCAGGCUCAACUCAGCUUGCUUUAACACGCCGUGCAUCAUACAGGCCUAGGUCCCUAAGAACAUGUUAUAUGUUCAAACGGAGUGUUUUCUGACCCUAAGAAGACACGGAUGAGCGCCAAUGCGUCUUGAGCUCCUUGGAGCAAAAGUAAUUCAUGACAAGCGCGUUGCUACCAAUGACAUCACCUUUAGCCUCUCCGUUAGCGUCUCUGGAAAAGGGGCGUGCAGCACGGCUGCGGACCACGUCCGACAGCAAGGCCACGGGGCUCUCAGAUGGUGGUGCGGCGGGUCCGCUCAGCGGCGGCAGCAGCCCCGUGGGCCCACACAGCAGCGGCGUCCUGACGGGCCUCAACGGCGUGGGUGUGGGCGGGGCCGGGGACCUCGCCUCGACCGCUUCCCCUUACGCGCCCAACGGCCUCGCGCACGGCGGCCCGCGGCCCAGCUCCGUCGUGCCCGGCCCCGUAGCAACCGCCGGCGGCGGCGGCAGCCCCGGCAGCGGCUUCAGCGGGGCAGCGGCGGCGGCGACACACGGGUCGGCGCACCUGACCGGCUCUGUGCCCAUGCUUCACAGCGUACUUGAAAGCCCCUCCAAGCGCCCGGCGCCGUCUCCGGGACCGCCGCCGGGGCAGGGGCCGGCGGGGCCGGGGCUGGCGCCUGGAGGAGGUGGCGGUGGCGGUGCGGGGACUGCAGCAGCGGUUGGGCUGGGCCCCGGCGCGCCUGCGAGGAGCCAGAGCGCCAGGCACAGCAACGGCGGCGCGACGGGCGGCCGCCUGGCCUCCGCACGGACCGCCGGCGCCCUACACAGCAGCCCCUACAGCACCCACAGCACCCACAGCACCCACAGCCCCCAGCACCGCAGCCACCACGGCGCCUAUGGCGGGGGUGGCAGUGGCGCGCCGCAUCCGCCCUCCGCUGCCGUGCUGCAAUACAUCAGUGCGGCGGCUCCGCACGGCGGCGGCGGCGGCGGCGUUUCAGUUACGAUGUCGUCUGCGCUGUACGUCAACGGCCGCAGCCCGUGCGCCAGCAGCGGCGGCCCGGCGGCGGCGGCGGAGCAGCCGCAGGAGGGCCCGGUCGGCAGCGAUGGCGUGCAGCCUGGCACGGGCCGGGCCCCGGAGGCCAGCGGCGGCGGGGAGGGCGCGGCUGCAGCGGCGGCGGCGGCGGGGGCAGGAGUGCAGCUUCCCGCAAUUGCCGCGUCGCCGGGCGGCGCGCGGCAGCGGACGGAGUCUGGCGGUAGCAGUGGUGGCGGCGGCAGCGCGACCGGGAUGAUGUUGAACGUGUCGCAUCUGCAGCACGCAGGCGUUCCGCCACAGGCGCUCACGCAGGGUGGCGGCGGCGGGGGCGGCGGCGGCGGCGCCGGCGGGCACUACAUCUUCCGUACCGCCAGCCGCUCCGCCGUCAGCGCGGCGGCAGACAUCGGCCUCAUCAGCCGUACAUCCGUACCGCAGCCGCAACGGCAGCCGCCGCCGCAGCCGGCGGCGCCGCCGCAGCAGCCACAGGAGGGCGUGGUGCCGAACGGCCGGGGUGCGGCGGCGCGGCCGUCGGAUGAUGGCGGCGGGCUGAAUGUGGCGUGGCGGCUGAUGGUCCGGUACCAGCGGAGGCGGCUGCUGGAGAAGACCUUUCACUGGUGGAUGGCCUGGGUGCACAAGGCGCAGACGCGGCGGCGGCGUGUGUUGGAGGCACUGCGUCGCCGCGGCCUGCGCGUCAAGAACUGGGUGAUACAGCACUGGCUGGAGGCGGUGGCGCGGCGGCGGCGCCACCGGCUGGCGAUACAGGUGGCGCAGCAGCGGCGGCAAGCGCGGCGGCUGGCGGCGGCGUGGGGGGCGUGGUCCGCGGCGCUGGGGCGGCAGCGGCGGCACCGCGUGAUGGUGGCGCGCGCGGCGCAGCGGCGGCUGCGGGCGUACUUCCUGGCGUGGUGGGAGCAGUGCGGUGCCCAGGCCAACGAGUACCGGCUGUGGCUGCUGGAGCAGGUGUCGGGCCUGAUGCCGGCGGCGCUGUCGGAGGACGGCGGUCGCAUGGUGCUCAUGCUGCGCAUGCAGCAGGAGAGCUUCCUGGCCAGGAAGGUCGCCCACGCGGCGCGCGCUGACGAGGAGGAAGACGAGGACGAGGACGAGGAGCAGGCCGGGGAUGGCGGUGGCGGCUCGGGCUCCGUCUCCGGCUCUGCCGCGGCGUCUGCGGCGGGCUCCAUGCGCCGCUCACUUCGCAGCGGCAGCGGCAGGGGCACGGGUGACGGCGCCGGGGGCGCAGGCGGGGGAAACAACGUGCCGCCGGACCUGUGGAGGGCUAUGGCCAAGUCGUUUGCCACGCCAGCGACGAUCCACUACGGGGGGCAAGGGGGCGAGGAAGGGGAGGGAGGGGAGGAAGGAGAGGGAAGCGCAGUCCCGGACCGCGGAGCAGAGGCGGGCGCCGGCGAGGCGACGGACGCGGAGGCGGCGGGCGCCGGCGGUAUGCCGGGAGAGGAGCCGGCGGGCGGCGGCCGCAGCGGCGCCGAGGAACUGGGCGAGGGCGCAGCCGCAGCCGCGCAGGCAGAGGUGGAGGAGGCGGAGGCGGAGGAGGCGGAGGCGGAGGAGGCGGAGGAGGCGGAGGCGCAGGAGGCGGAGGCGGAGGAAGCCAGGGAUUCGGAAGUGCUGGCGCAAGGGGAGAAUGGAGGGGAGGAGGAGUAGGAGGGAGAGGGUGCAGAAGACGCGGAGGAAGAUGGGGGCGGGGAGGAGGAUGGGGAGGAGGAGGCAGCAGCAGCGGAGCAGGAUGGGUACGCGGAUGCAGGCGUGGCUGAGGUUGAGGCCUAGGCCUGACCUGUGAACACCCGACACACACAGCCCCUGCACCGUGCCGGCGGCGUUCAGGCGGUGUCUUUGAAGUGCUGGCAGGGACAGGCUACGGGACAGGGCUGUUGCUUGGUGGUUUGUGCGUAUCUGGGGCUUCGUUGGGGGAGAGGGCUGAUUGACUCGAACGCACCUCAAGGGCUGGG
Messenger RNA from Chlamydomonas reinhardtii, 3076 nucleotides. RefSeq lists its product as uncharacterized. The transcript is spliced from 7 exons. The record is from RefSeq and is a predicted model, not a curated record. Bases 288 to 2771 code for a protein of 827 amino acids. Lineage: Eukaryota; Viridiplantae; Chlorophyta; Chlorophyceae; Chlamydomonadales; Chlamydomonadaceae.